AUCACAUCCAGAAACCUUUUUUUACCAUCCAGAAGAAACAUUUAUUUUACCAUCGAGAAGAAACUUUGAAUGUCUAAAAUUAACUGCAGGAUAAUUUCUGACUGAAAUAUAAAUACGGACCAUUCUCAUUCCCUGAAAAGUGACAAGUAAAAUAAAGGAGGAAGUAAAUGGCUGAAUUUGUGUCACAAACAACCUGUGGAAGAAAGAGCAGCAUAAAUGAACCAUUUGAAUUUGCUCGUGACUCCAGCAGUCUCCUGUCUAAAGAGCAGCUGCUUUGUCCGAUCUGUCUGGAUGUGUUCACUGAUCCAGUCACCACUCCAUGUGGACACAACUUCUGCAAGAGCUGCCUUACACAGUGCUUGAUAGAGAGUCAACACUGUUACUGUCCAUUAUGUAAAGAGAAAAUCACCAAGAAACCUGAACUGAAGAUUAAUACAACACUGAGAGAGGUUGCAGAUAACUUCAAGAAGAAAAAUGUUCCUUAUAAACCUGAGGUUCUUUGUGAUGUCUGUACUGGAGAGAAGGUGAAGGCCGCGAAAUCCUGUCUGGAUUGUUGUGCAUCUUUUUGUAAGUCUCAUUUAGGAUCUCAUACUUAUGUUCCAAGACUUAAGAAACACAAACUAAUAAACCCUGUGGAGAAACUGGAGGACUACAUAUGCCAGAAGCAUGAAAAAGCGCUGGAGCUGUUCUGUAGAGAUGAUCAGACAUGUGUGUGUCAGUUCUGCAUUGAAGGAGACCACAAGAAUCACAACACUGUUCCUAUAGAGAAGGAGAGCAGAGUCAGGAAGGCUCAGCUGUGGAAAACACAGACAGAUGUGCAGCAGAUUAUUCAGGAUCGACUGAAUAAGAUAAACGAGAUCAAACACUCAGUAGAGCUCAGCAAAAGAAACACAGAGAAAGAGAAAGCAGACAGUGUUGAAGUCUUCACUGCUCUGAUUCGCUCCAUUGAAAGAAGUCAGGCGGAGCUGCUGAAGCUGAUGGAGGAGGAGCAGAAAGCAGCAGAGAUGCAGGCUGAAGAACUCAUUAAAGAGCUGGAGCAGGAAAUCACUGUGCUACAGAGGAGAGACACUGAGCUGGAGAAGCUCUCACACACUGAGGAUCAUCUCCACCUCCUACAGGUUUACUCGUCCAUGUGCAGCCUUCCACACACCAAGAACUGGACUGAGAUCAGUAUUAACAAUGAUCUGUGUGAGGACACUGUGUGGACAUCUCUGUCUCAGCUUCAGCACAGUCUUUAUAAAAAACUCAGUAAAACACUCAAUGACAAGCUAAAGGAAUCAGUUUCUACAGAACUGAAGAGGAUUCAGCAGUAUGCAGGUACAGUGAGCUUUCUGAUUUCAUCUCAUAUUGAAAUGUAGAUAUCAACAUUACAUCACUGUAUCAUCACAAUUUAU
Messenger RNA from Silurus meridionalis, 1394 nucleotides. RefSeq names its product E3 ubiquitin-protein ligase TRIM47-like. Gene Ontology annotation, biological process: protein ubiquitination. The record is from RefSeq and is a predicted model, not a curated record. The coding region runs from base 168 to 1358 and encodes 396 amino acids. The transcript is spliced from 7 exons. Gene Ontology annotation, molecular function: ubiquitin-protein transferase activity; zinc ion binding. Lineage: Eukaryota; Metazoa; Chordata; Actinopteri; Siluriformes; Siluridae.